AUGGGCGAACAUUUGAAAUCGAUUAACACUAAAACCGAAACCGAACCCAUUAUUGAGGACUAUUCGACCGCCAAAGCUCUGAAUGGCUUUCUAUUAGUUCUGUCCAAAGAGGGAGAUAUGGUUUACCUGUCAGAAAAUGUGGACAAAUAUCUUGGUUUGAAUCAAAUCGAUUUAAUCGGUCAAAGCAUUUACGAUUACAGUCAUCCCUGCGAUCACAACGACAUCAAAGACAUACUGACGCUCAAGAAUAUUAAGAAUUGCGAUGAAAGCGAUGACAAUAAAACUAAUCCAAUAUUAGGCUCGAUAUUUGUUCGCAUGAAGUGUACGCUCACUAAUAAAGGGAGAAAUCUGAACCUAAAAUCAGCCAAUUAUAAGGUAAUUCACUGCACCGGACAUCUCAAGAGUAUUACUGAUUCAGACGAGACACCCGAAGCGUCCGAGUGUUUGACGCAAACGUCCACUUAUUUUAUGAUUACUAUUUGCGAACCCAUAGAUCAGCCGACGUCUGUUGACGUGCCCUUCAGUUGCGAUGUGUUUAUUAGUCGUCACUCUAUGGACAUGAAGUAUAUACACGUCGAUGACAGCAUUAAUAAAAUCAUUGGCUAUAACUCAGAAGAGUUGACCGGAAAAUCUCUUUUCAAUUUCUUUCAUGCAUUAGAUUUACAACAAUUAGAAAAAUUCUUCAAAACUUGUAAGUCAUAUGAAUGUUGUCUCUAAUUAUAAACUCAUUGUUUUUGCUAAACUCGU
Molecule: messenger RNA, 747 nt
Organism: Medioppia subpectinata
Lineage: Eukaryota; Metazoa; Arthropoda; Arachnida; Sarcoptiformes; Oppiidae
Source: the annotation of a GenBank genome assembly